GUGAGGGGCUUGGCUGAGGGAAGGAGCCAGUGUGGAGUCACCGCGGGACGCUUGAGUUUUUGAACAGAACGACAGGACGAGGUCUACCGUAACGCCCUGUUCAUCCCUGGCCAUGGAGGUGAAGAGAAAGAAGAUAAUAGACGGUGUCUUGUUUGUAGAAAACGAGGACUGUAAACUUCAGGAGAAGAUGGACUUUGAGAUGCGAAUGAGAGCAGGGGCAUAUAAGCUUCUGGUGGCCAGCACCAAGAGAGAACAGAUCCUUGAUGCAGCCAAGAGCCUGUUGACCUGCAACACACGAAUCAAAGCUUACAUGACCGAGGCACAGAGGCGGAAUGAGCUGCAGGAUGUGGCUGAAAGUCUUAAGAGGGCUUCUUCAGAUUCGCAGAAUAGAAAGCCUUGUAAGGGCAAAGUAGCAAUAACUGGUCUGCGGAUCCCACUAUUUUGGAAGGAUUCUGAACACUUUAACACCAAAGGGAACUCUCAGAGGUUUGCAGUAUUCUGUCUAAUGAAGAUUGGCUCUGAGAUAUUUGACACAGAAAUGGUGAUUGUAGAUCGAACAGUGACUGAUAUCUGCUUUGAGGGUGCAACCAUUUUUUCUGAGGCUCAGUCGGACUUUGAACUGGCUGUUGAGUUAUACAGCUGUGCAGUGGAAGAAGAGGGAACUUUGGUCAACACACCAAAAAAACUGGCCAGGAAGCUGCGGUCCUCUUUUGGGAAAGGCUCUGGAAGGAAGCUCUGCCCCCUUCUGGAUGGAGGAGAUCCUGAUGCUUUUCUGCAGUCCAACCCAAUACCACCUGGAGCAAAAUACUCACUUCUGGCAUACACGACUCUGGGAUUGGAGCAGACUGGGAGCUCAUUCCAGUCGCACUCACUUGUAGUUUUACAGAACGUGGAAGCAUCAUCAUGGCUGCCUCUCUAUGGGAACUUGUGCUGUCAGCUAGUCGCACAGCCUGACUGCAUGACACAGGAUGUGAUGCGGGGUUAUCUUAGUCAGCAGCAAAUUAUUGAGGGUUUGCAGCACUGCUGUAGGCUGUACUGUGUGCUGAAAGCCAGUCUGCUCUCCUGUUACUUCACUCCUGAAGAGAUUCAAGCCAAGAUGGAGCCUAGUGUAAUAAUCCCCAUAAACAAGGACACCCGUCUUCGUGUAGUGGAAGGCAACCAGAAAGGUGGGGCGAGGCUGAGCAUCAUUAAUCCAGGGACAGGAGACCCUGCUAGCCAUGUAUUCAUAGCAGAGAUACCUGACCGACUGCAGGAUUGGUUCGGUGCUCUGUUGCAACACAUCUAUGAUCAGAGUAAGUGGCAGCACGCCUGUGAUAAGCUGAUGGAAAUUGAAGUUCUGUCCCCACGGAAACCCCCACUCUUUCUUACAAAGCAAGCAGACUCUGUCUAUAAUGAUCUCAGUAUUGGUUCACCAGGCAAAUUCGAGAGUUUGACAGACAUGAUUCAUAAUAAAAUUGAAGAAACGAAUGGACGCUUUCUUAUUGGUCAGGAGGAAGAAAGGGAGUCCCCUCAUUGGACAGCGCUGUUCGAGGGCUCCCGGCCAAUGUUGGUGCAGAAGACUGUGCUGUCACCAGGUAAAGACAGCACCCAGUUCAUCUCUGGUCCAGGCUUAAAUGGCAACAAGAAGAGAAGAGCACCACCACCACCCCCUGAUAAACUACCAUUUGUCCAGCCCACUGUCUACUCAUGUCCUCCAUCUGAACAGGAGAAGGAGAACUCCAACAAGGGGAUCAGGUCUCGUACUGGGAGACCAUCACUGGAUGCUAAAUUCUCAGCCAUCAUUCAACAAUUACAGAAGAGCCAUGGACCCUCCCGCAAAAAUCCACCUUUAGCCCAAGGGUCUCAUAACCUUUACAUUCCAGUCAAGACGGAUACAGAGCUCAAUUUGCCCGAACAUGCAGAAAAGGCAAGCACGCAGGCCCCUCAACCACCUUUGCCUGCCCCAAGAAAUAAACUGGGGAAGUCCUUUAGAGAGAAGAUGAAUCCCAAAGCUUGGUGAACUACUAUAGUUACUUUGUAUCUUAACACUUCAAACAACUAUUUGGAUAAAGCUGCUUUGCUUUUUUUUUUUUUAAGUAACUCAUUUCAACACCACAAUUGAUAAACAUGUUGGACUUUUUCUUUUGACUAUAGGACUGAAGAGCAGAACUAAUAAAUACGCAUGCCUUUUAAACCUAGCAUACUGAAAAUUAGAGACUUGUGAUUUAUAGUGUGCAAUUUUGAUUUGAUUAAAAAAAAAUGACUUUGCACAUUAGGGGACUGCAAUGGGCAUUAAGUCUUGUCUUCAUGUUUGUUUACAGCAUGUAUACAUGCAGCCUGUGUGGGUUAGCUGUGUAUAAGUCUUACUCUUUUUAGUAGUAAUGGGGGUAAUAACUUCUAGCUACAACCAUGUAGAGACAAGUUUUAAACUACUUUUUGUACAAGACUAUUCAGUCGUGGCUUUUUAUUUUAUUCCAUGUAAGUAUAAAUGUAUCAUCUGUAACUUCUGAAGUGUCUUGUUUUUUGUCUGUUUCUGGAAAUUGUACUUGUUGCAACAGUUAUAGAAUGUGUGAAUGCUAUUGUGACUACAUUAAAUACUGCAGUGCCUGUUGAACUGCAUUUGAAUGAAUGUUCCUAGGACUUUAUGAAUCCUUUUGGUAAGGGUGAAUCUGAAUAUUCAAAUGUAAAAUUGACAGGUGUAGAAUGUUAUCUAGUAAUGAGACCUGUUUGAACGAACAUGAACUGGAACAUUUAUAUAAUUAAAAAAAAAAGCCCAAACGUUGAACUUCCUUCACAGGUUAAAAUGUUCAUAGUCCUUUUGCAAAUGAUGUGAAUUCAUGUAACUCACUAAUUUCAGUGGUGUAUACAGGAGUUAUUGUACAAUACUUGCAGUAUCCUUCUCUUAACUGUAACGAAUUAAAGCGAAGCAUAUCAA
This is a messenger RNA of Neoarius graeffei (lesser salmon catfish), 2914 nucleotides long. RefSeq names its product rhotekin 2 (gene rtkn2). The record is from RefSeq and is a predicted model, not a curated record. The coding region runs from base 113 to 1999 and encodes 628 amino acids. The transcript is spliced from 12 exons. NCBI's taxonomy places the organism in Eukaryota, Metazoa, Chordata, Actinopteri, Siluriformes, Ariidae. Gene Ontology annotation, biological process: signal transduction; hemopoiesis; positive regulation of cell population proliferation.